AUGCUGCAAGGGGCUGCUUGUGCCCAUGCCAUCUUCUCCAAACUUCUCCACAACCUCAGGUAAGGUGUAAGCAAGCUCCUCACCAUCGCCCCAAGCCCCAUGGAUGCUGUGCAUGCCAGGCUGCAGCCAUCAGCCGCUGCCUCACUGGCGAUCCCGUUGGAGAGCAGGGGUCUUCUCCGCUCCCCCAGGCGGAGCAGGACUGAGAAGCACCUGCUGACUUCCUUGUGGGACGGCCACAGCCUGAAGAUUGGGAUGGUCGGUGGGGGCCACCUUGGGAAGCAGCUGACACAAGCGCUCCUGAUGCUGAGCUGUGCUCUGCACCCCAGCACCCACAUUUCCACCAGGCGCCCCAAGAGCCUGGCAGACCUGCAGAAGCAGGGCCUCGUGUGCUUUUAUGGCAACGCUCAGCUGGUGACCUGGGCAGACAUUGCAUUCCUCUGCUGCCUCCCGUCGCAUGUGCUGUCCAUCUGCUCCGUUUUUCCCUGCAUCCAGAAACCCUGCGCUCUGUACAGCCUCGUCACCGCCGUUCCCCUGCUCAGGCACCACCGGCCAUGGGCACCAGCUCUGCUGCGGCGCAUCCUGGCGAACAGCUGCAUUCGGUGGUCCCCUGCCAGCACGGUUCGGGGCUGGGGCUGGGCCGGUGAGCAGAAAACUUCCUGCCUGCUGUUUCUGUGCAAGAGUUUUGUCAGCAAAGCUUUUGCCUCUUCAGCGACUCAAGAGAAAACCUUCCCCUGCUUUGACCUGACAGCUGCACAACUGAGAGAGUCUCCCUUUAGCCAGCUGCCAGAAAAGACUCCUUCCAACAUUUUCUCAGAAAUUCCAAAGGAAACUGCCGACUAUGAUUCUAAAUCCUCGUAA
Molecule: messenger RNA, 858 nt
Organism: Opisthocomus hoazin
Lineage: Eukaryota; Metazoa; Chordata; Aves; Opisthocomiformes; Opisthocomidae
Source: RefSeq, a predicted model, not a curated record